Pimephales promelas (fathead minnow) is the source of this 1433-nucleotide messenger RNA. It is a transcript of the gene tmem119a, whose product is annotated as transmembrane protein 119a. The record is from RefSeq and is a predicted model, not a curated record. Lineage: Eukaryota; Metazoa; Chordata; Actinopteri; Cypriniformes; Leuciscidae. Gene Ontology annotation, cellular component: plasma membrane. Gene Ontology annotation, biological process: positive regulation of bone mineralization; ossification; positive regulation of osteoblast differentiation.
AGAAAAAGGGAGGAGAUGGAGAGAGAGGAGGGGAAUGUCUUUGUGCAAUUAUCUUUUUUUUUUUUAGGAAAACCCACAUGGCCAGAAGCUCCCAUAAGCAUUUGAGGACAACACAGAGGCAGCUUUUUCCUUUACAACUGUUGUCUUUAUUAAUUUUGCCUACCUUCAAGUGCCUAACUUGAGGUGUCGCUGUAAAAUUGGAUCAGAGAACGGAAGUAAGACGAGCAGUCUUUUGAGGAAGCAUGUCACUCUCUUUGCGCUUUGUCUGUCUUCUCUUGACUGCUCUCUGGGGCAGCGUGUGCUUCGCCAAGCCGGCCCCGUUCAACGUUUCCAUGGAGGGCAGCGGGGACGAACCCGAACUCAUCUUCCCCGUUGCUCGUACCACCCACGUACCCCCAUCUCCUUCGCCAUCUCCCAACAUAACGGCAACUUUCAUUCGCAUCAAAGACUUCAUCUUCAACCAGGUGGUGGACUUCCUGAAGGAGAACUUGCUUCUCAUCAUUGUCGUGACCUCUCUGUUGGUAGUUAUCAUUUUCAUCGUCUGCUGUGCUUCAGCGAUGAGCCACAAACGCAAGCUCGAGGCAUACUAUCCUCCGAAGACCUACUCACCCAGGAAAUACAUGAGCCAACCUAGUAAAGCAAUGGAGAAACCUCAUAGUCAGAUCCAGGACGGCAAGACGACCGCUGCGAAGAACCUACGAGAACCUACUAAAGCAUUGGUGGGGGAGAAGGAAGGAAAAGACCCCCGGCCCAAGCCGAAAGAGGUCCAAAAGGUGGAGGAUGUUGAAGAGGUGGAGAUGCAGAAAGAUGAGCCCAAGAAGAAAGUGGAGCCUCAGCCAACCACCUCAAACGCCACUUCCAGUCAGCCAAUGGUCUGUACGUGCCACCUCAGAAAGGCCAAUCACACCCCAGCGUGAGAGCUUUUUCUUUAAUGGCCAGGAAUGACCUUGAUUUCAAUCUUUUGGUAGAUAUGAUGCCCUCAUUCUCUUUGGUUUGUGUUCUCUAUAUGUACUCAUCAGAGGAAGAGUGAAAAAUGUUUGUUCAACUUAUUUAGUUUCUUUAAAAAUGAUUUUGCUUAAAAUAAUUAAAAAACAACUAAUUAACAGUUUUACUAUUCAUAUGAAAAACAAACUUGAAAUUAUUUUGUGAAUCACUAGUUUUGAGAGACUUGAGAAAAUGUAUUUUCAAACCUUUUCUUUUUCAUUUUGAUUUAUAUUUUACACAUGAAAUAUCUAUGCAUGGUAAGUGUAACCCAUAACUUAUGCUGUAUUUUCUGAAGAUGUUGUCAGGUUUUGUACAAGACUGUUAUUUUAUGUAAACUUUCCUCAGUUUCUCAGUGUUGAAUUGAAUAACUUCUGAAUUACUAAUUGAUUUUUGUCAGGUGUAUGUUUAAAUGAUUUUUCCAAAAGGAAAAUAAACUCUCCAAACACUUA